This is a messenger RNA of Galleria mellonella (greater wax moth), 3720 nucleotides long. It is a transcript of the gene Cdc5, whose product is annotated as cell division cycle 5-like protein. Gene Ontology annotation, molecular function: RNA polymerase II transcription regulatory region sequence-specific DNA binding; DNA-binding transcription factor activity, RNA polymerase II-specific. The transcript is spliced from 16 exons. The record is from RefSeq and is a predicted model, not a curated record. Gene Ontology annotation, cellular component: Prp19 complex; spliceosomal complex. The coding region runs from base 178 to 2604 and encodes 808 amino acids. Lineage: Eukaryota; Metazoa; Arthropoda; Insecta; Lepidoptera; Pyralidae. Gene Ontology annotation, biological process: mRNA splicing, via spliceosome; regulation of transcription by RNA polymerase II.
UUUGGUCUCUGACAUUCUGUCAUCUGUGUUAGUGGUUAAUUGGUUAUGGUUAAUUUUAUUAUUAAAAAGUCUCAGAUAUUACAUUAUUAGUUUAUAUUAUAAAUACUAGUCUUGUUGCCUAUUAUUGAAAUAAAAUAAGUACGUUAUUCUUACAGUUUAUCAACAAAAUUUAUCACCAUGCCGCGUAUUAUGAUAAAGGGGGGCGUCUGGCGGAACACUGAGGAUGAAAUUCUCAAAGCGGCUGUUAUGAAAUAUGGAAAAAAUCAGUGGUCCCGUAUUGCCUCACUGCUUCAUAGAAAAUCAGCUAAACAGUGCAAAGCCCGGUGGUAUGAAUGGCUGGAUCCGAGCAUCAAGAAGACCGAGUGGUCUCGGGAGGAGGAUGAGAAGUUGUUGCAUCUGGCCAAGCUAAUGCCCACACAGUGGCGCACCAUUGCACCUAUUAUUGGUCGCACAGCAGCUCAGUGUUUAGAGCGAUAUGAAUAUUUACUGGACCAAGCUCAAAAGAAAGAAGAGGGAGAGGAUAUGGGAGAUGAUCCUCGUAAGUUGAAGCCUGGUGAAAUUGACCCAAAUCCAGAAACAAAACCAGCUAGACCUGACCCUAAAGAUAUGGAUGAAGAUGAACUGGAAAUGCUGUCUGAGGCACGUGCCCGUCUCGCUAACACUCAGGGCAAGAAAGCUAAAAGGAAGGCGCGCGAAAAACAAUUGGAGGAGGCGCGUCGCCUCGCCGCUUUGCAGAAGAGACGCGAGCUGAGCGCCGCCGGUAUUGCUGUGCCGAUGAGGCGCAAAAAAAAGCGUGGUGUGGAUUACAACUCCGAGAUCCCAUUCGAGAAGAGGCCGGCUGUUGGGUUUUAUGAUACAUCGACGGAAGUCGUGGAUCCGAUGGCUCCCGAUUUCUCACGGCUAAGACAACAGCACCUUGAUGGUGAAUUGCAUUCAGAGAAAGAAGAGAGAGAGCGGCGCAAGGAUAAACAAAAGUUGAAACAGAGGAAAGAGAAUGAUGUACCGCAAGCGAUGCUGCAGGGCGACCAGCCUGCGCGCAAGCGCAGUAAGCUAGUAUUACCCGAGCCGCAAGUGUCUGAUCAGGAGCUGCAGCAGGUGGUGAAGUUGGGCCGCGCGUCCGAGGCGGCGCGCGGCGGCGUGGGCGGCGCGGACGGCGCGGAUGGCGCGGACGGCGCCGCCGCCACCGAUGCGCUGCUCGCCGACUACGCACUCACGCCCGCGCCGGCCACCGCGCUGCGUACGCCCGCGCAGCACCAGGACAGAAUCCUCAUGGAGGCGCAGAACGUGAUGGCGCUAACGCACGUGGACACACCGCUGAAGGGCGGCCUCAACACGCCGCUGCACCACUCGGACUUCUCGGGCGCUCUACCACAGUCGCAGGCUCUCGCCACGCCCAACACACUGCUCGCCACACCCUUCAGAUCAACACGCAGCGAGGUUUCGACACCAGGAAGUUUUAAUACGCCCGGUCAGACUAAUGGGCAGCCAGGGCUGAUGACACCAGGUUUGCGUGAUAAGUUGAGCAUUAAUCCUGAAGACCGAUUGAGUGGCGGUGAUACACCACAAAUGAUGAAUCAGUUACAAAAACAGAUGAAAGCGUCUGUACGCAGCGCGCUGAGCUCGCUGCCGACGCCUCGUAACGACUACGAGAUCGUGGUCCCCUCCCCCACGCCCGCGUCCGACCCACCCGCCGCCAACACUGCGCCCGCGCUGAUGGACCAGGCCGAUGUGGACGCGCGCCGCCUGCAAGAACUCGAGGAACAGCGUUUGGCGGAACUCGCGUUACGAUCAACAGCAGUGCAACGUGGGUGCGCACGACCUGUGGACGUGAACGGGUCAGUGGUGCGAGGAGGCACGGCGGGAGCCAGUCUCACGCCGCUGCAGCAAGCAGAGGAGCUGCUCAAAGCCGAGAUGGUCACCAUGCUGCACUACGAUGCGCUCAGGGAUCCCCCGCCAGGUGUGGAUAAAAAGCGAGCCGUGCAAUUACAAGCAUCGCAUCUAGCCUACUUGGAGCAUCAUCCAUAUGAAGACUUUACUGCUGAGGAACUAGCAGCUGCUAAAGAAGAACUCAAAAAGGAAAUGGAGGUCGUAAAGGCUGGCAUGGGACACGGAGACCUUAGUAUAGAUGCAUAUACACAAGUGUGGGAGGAGUGUUUAGCACAGGUGUUAUUUUUACCAGGACAAAACAGAUAUACGCGCGCCAACUUGGCCAGUAAAAAGGAUAGGUUAGAGUCAGCCGAGAAGAGGUUAGAACAGAACAGAAAUCACAUGGCGAAGGAAGCUAAAAAGUGCUCAAAAAUGGAGAAGAGACUUCGAAUACUCACAGGCGGUUACCAGAGUCGUGCCGCGUCACUAAUAAAACAAUUCCAAGAGUUACAAGAUCAAAUAGAACAGUCAAAUCUGGAACUAUCCACUUUCAAAUUCUUAGCUGAACAAGAGAAAGCGGCCAUUCCAAGGAGAAUAGAGUCACUAACGGAAGACGUAAAUCGUCAAACGGAUCGUGAAAAACAACUGCAGAAACGUUAUGGGGAACUGCAAGCGGAGUUGGAGGAACUACAUAAAGGGAAAAAUAAAGGGACAGAAGUCAAACCGCUCGAGGAAUAGUAUAUAUAAGUGGUCUUGAUAAUGAAGGUUUAGUUCUUAACAAAUAAUACUGUGAAAUAAAUAUUGAAACCUUAUUACAUCACAUAAAGCAACUAAGAAGUACAAAUUCAUUUUGACUCUUUAUACUUGUAUCUGAUAUAGUAUUGUACAAGGGACAGGACACUAAAACCAUAUAAAAAUUGCUAAAACGAAACGAGUUUAAUAAAAUUAUUUACUAUGGUAAAGUAAAUCUAAAAAUCAAUAUAGUAGAAACUGCUAAUGCGUUAUCUGUCACCCGCUCAAAGUGUAAGAUGCACACGUGAAUGUAAAUGUUUAUCUAUGAAGUAUGUAAUGAUAUGAAAACCAAAUAUAGGUUAUAAAUAAAAAUCAAAAAACAACAUGGUUAAUAAAAAAUAAAUAAAUAUAAAUUAAAAAUGCCAUAUUUGUCAUUUCAGCGUUUUCAGUCUCUCUUGCACGAAAUUCAAAUUUACAAACACUGAUUGUUAAAAUAGGUAUAUUGGAAGUUAUAAUAGUAUCAACAUAUUUGAUACAAAAAUACUAAUUUUGUAUUGUUUUGCAUUGAAUAUGAAAAAAAAAAAACUUUGAUGGCAUUUCAUACUGAACGCAUAAUAUCAAUUGUAUUCUAAUAAUAGUAUCAUGCAACUAGCCAGUCAUACUAGAUCAACAGGGCCACGCCUAGACUACAAUAAUUCUUUAAAAAUAAUGCUUGUUACGCGUGAACUUCAGCAGUAGGAAAACUUAUGAAAUAUACCAACAUCUAUAUGGCAUAUCGAGAUGAAAAAUACACCAGAUUUUAAGUUAGACCUUCAGGAGCAUACCGGUGAAAACCACAUCCAAUUUGGUGCAGUAGUUUUUGCAUGAUGGCGGAACAAACAUACAGAGAAAAUUCCUAAAAAUUAUUAAGACCCAUCAUAUUAGUUUUUAUUUCAUUUACAGACAUCGUCCAGUUACAAGUUUGUUAUGUUUGUAAUAUAAACAUCUUUCACAGGUAUGGAGUCGUGGACGAUCGCUAGUAUAUUUUUAAGGAAUGAUUAUGACUAUAAAUAUAUGAACUAAACAUCUGUUUCUUGAUAUAUUAAAUGUUUUAAGAAUAAUAAAAUGACACAUUGAAAAUAA